This is a messenger RNA of Pseudocercospora fijiensis CIRAD86, 618 nucleotides long. RefSeq lists its product as uncharacterized. The record is from RefSeq and is a predicted model, not a curated record. NCBI's taxonomy places the organism in Eukaryota, Fungi, Ascomycota, Dothideomycetes, Mycosphaerellales, Mycosphaerellaceae. The transcript has a single exon. Bases 46 to 477 code for a protein of 143 amino acids.
GCAGUGCUCGAAGCCUGUUUCAAUAAGACACUUCCGGGCUCACCAAUGCAAGUGCUGGCAGCGGAUUACGUGGUCAGAAGCAUGACAAACGAGCCCGAAAAAUCUGCACAGCUUCUGUCUCACUUGGCUACUACCCAAGGCUUCGUGUCAGCAAUGCAAGGUUCUCAGGCGCAGUAUCAUCUUGCAAACUGUGUCAAAUAUAUGGAGGCCUCCUUCCCACGAUACGAAGAUUUCUACAAGCAUCAGGACGUACUGCUCGUGCUUCCUCGAGGGCAAGAGGAGACAGAGUUGCAUACCUCGGACGGCCGACUCAACCGAUGCUACGCCCAUUGUUUCGAUUGUGAGGGCGUGGUGGAGGAGAUCGACCUCAAGUGUUUGAGCUGUCUGCAAGGCAGCAACGACGAGAAAGUGGCAGCUGUGCCAUUGUGCGAAACCUGUGCAAACGAUCGGAAGGGCAAGUCUAAGGUCGUCACUUAAGCUCUCAAGUCGCUUCGAUAUGAGAAGUCGUGGUGAGGAAUCGGAGUCAGACCGAGCGGCUUCAACGAGGACUGCUUGUUUGGAGAUUCAAAAGUUGGCUCAUAGUAACGCAGAGGAUCCGAUAUUAAAAGUGCCUCUUGU